AUGGAUGCAGCAGCAAGACGUCUUGUCUUACGGGGGCCUCGACCCCACAUCUGCAGCAGCAGCUGCAGCAGCAGCAGCAGCAGCAGCUGCAGCAGCAGCAGCAGCAGCAGCAGCAGCAGUGGCGGCAGCAGCAGCAGCCUCCCUCUGUGGACCGCAUCGACACCAGGUCGUCAGCCAACGCUGCUGCUGCGCUGCAGCUGCAGCUAUCUACAUAGGCGCCUGCUGCAGCCGCAGCAGCAACAGCAGCAGCUGCAGCAACAGCAACAGCAGCAGCUGCAGCAUAGCAUCUGCAGGAUAGCUUGCAGGACGGCAGCCCUGCAUACACCUGCUACCUUCAUCAGCAGCAGAAAUGCCAGCAGCAGCAGCAACAGCAGCAGCAGCAACAGAAGCAGCAGCACUAUUGAUGAUACAAGCAGCAGCAGCAGCAGCAGCAGCAGAAGCCGCAGGCGCCGCAGAUCGGCUCCCCGCGACUUUAUCGUUAGGACUAGCAGCAGCAAGAGCAACAGCAGCAGCAAGAGCAGCAGCAGCAAGAGCAGCAGCAAAGAAGUAUUAAUUCAAUCUGCUGCUUCCUCUUUUGCAUGCAUUGGUGUUGCUGCUGCGCUGCAGCAAGGUUUGCUGCAGCAAGCGGGAAGACCCUCGCGUAUUUGCUGCCUCUGCUUACUCGUCUCUGUCCUCCAGCAGCAGCAGCAGCAGCAGCAGCAGCAGCAGCAGCAACAGCAGCAACAGGAGCAAGAACAGCAGGAGCAGGAGCAGGAGCAGGAGCAGCAGCAACAGCAGCAGCAGCAGCAACAGCAGCAGCAGGAGGACGACCUGCUAGGCCUCAUUGCCCACGAUUAA
Molecule: messenger RNA, 837 nt
Organism: Eimeria maxima
Lineage: Eukaryota; Apicomplexa; Conoidasida; Eucoccidiorida; Eimeriidae
Exons: 2
Coding region: 1-837 (278 amino acids)
Source: RefSeq, a predicted model, not a curated record